Molecule: messenger RNA, 1109 nt
Organism: Colletotrichum destructivum
Lineage: Eukaryota; Fungi; Ascomycota; Sordariomycetes; Glomerellales; Glomerellaceae
Product: Putative prefoldin beta
Exons: 3
Coding region: 152-511 (119 amino acids)
Biological process (GO): protein folding
Cellular component (GO): cytoplasm; prefoldin complex
Molecular function (GO): protein folding chaperone
Source: RefSeq, a predicted model, not a curated record
CCUUACCUAAGACAUCAUUCACCACGACCUCGAACCCCAAAUCGCAGCGACGUUCAUGCACCGCUGAGCCACUCUAAAAAACACAAUAGUCGUCCGGUCUUCGCCACCGCACCCAAAUCCAUCUUCAGAGGCAUUGCAAACCUUGGUCAAUAUGUCUAUCCCAAACCAAGCGCUCGAAAAGUUGAUCCGUGAGAUCGAGAGCCAGGCCAUCGUAGCCCAGCAGCAGAUUGGCCAGGCUCGCACUCAGAUGACGGCAAAGCAACGAGAAAUGCGCAUGGUGCACCUAACCUUGGAUGAGGUGUCGACCGUGCCCUCGAGCUCGGGUGUUUAUGAGGGUGUUGGCAAAAUGUUCGUUUCGAUACCCACCCCGCAGUUGAAAGAAAAGUUGGAGGGCCAGAUCAAGGAGAGGGAGGGCGAGGUUGAGAAGCUGAGCCAGAAGUUGCAUUACCUGGAGACGACGUACAAGAACAGCCGGCAGCACAUUGACCAGAUGCUCAAGGCACAGUCAUGAUGUGAAUGUGCUUUAUCGAGAAGAGCCAAUGUCGGAGACGGACACCAGACCGCCAAAUUAUACUGAAGUAAGAUGUAUGGAAGAAAGAUGAGGCUUUGCCCAUCCUAAGGUAAUCGACAAGGCCGGCGACAAGACGAACGUCUGUUCCCCAAGAACCAAACAAUUACUGUUACAGGGCUCGACUCACGGAUGGCCAACCCAACGUUCCCAGAGGGUCCCUCUUUGGGCGACUGGACAUGUCAACAUCAGGUAUAAAAUUGACAUGGCCUAUUCUUCUCAUCUUUUGGAGGCACAUGCUUAGCGUCAUUGGAGUGUGACGGGAGGAAAGGGCCAAAAUUAGUAUAAGCAGAGCCAGCCAUGUUAUGCAGGCUUAAAGCAAACGAGAGCCUUGCUCUAAAUGCAAAGCUGAUACCAUCUACAUGCAUAACUGGGGGUUGUAUGGAAGACUUGAUGGUGGUCUGGGUAAGGCAGUCUGGCAGGACAGCGAAUCCCGCGUGACUGCGUGAUUAGAGUAUGGGAUUAAACAUGGGACGGGAAGUGAAGGUAGGAUGAAUCGAUUGCUUCCAGACAUGUUGAUACGAGGGGAAUAAUACAAUUC